AUGGCGCCUUCGUCGAAAAAUCACAACAUGGGGCAGAUGGUCGAGUAUAUUCCCGAUCGAUUAUACCUCGCAUCAUACGCGCAAGCUCCCUCCGCCGAGACCUACUUCCCCUACCCUGAGGCACCUCUCCGAUCGCCCAACAAGAGAUCCACCAGAGCCGUUGACGCACCCUCGCCGAUGCCGAGCAAGGACUCUCGCCAGCCACCCUGCUACUUCACAGUCGAUGACCAGCUCUUUUACAACGCCUUCCACCACGACUUUGGCCCUUUCCACAUUGGACACCUGUAUCGAUUCGCCCUCCAGUUUCAUGAUGUCCUCGGUGCCAAGGAGAACCAGCACAGACCUAUUGUCUUUUGGAGUCGCCCAGACCCAAGAUCUCGCGCCAAUGCCGCCUGCCUCCUCGCAUGUUACAUGGUCUUGAUCCAGUCGUGGCCCCCUCAUCUGGCAUUGGCCCCCGUUGCCCAGGUCGACCCUCCGUUGAUGCCCUUCCGCGACGCCGGCUACAGUCAAGCAGAUUAUGGCAUCACCGUCCAGGAUGUCGUAUACGGUGUGUGGAAGGCCAAAGAGGAGGGAUGCUGCGCUCUCGACAACUUUGACUUGGACGAAUACGAGAAAUACGAGAGGGUCGAGCAUGGUGAUUUCAACUGGGUCACGCCUCACUUUUUGGCUUUUGCUUCACCGCAACACAGCCCAGUUGCCAAGGUCGACCCCAACAGCGAUGCCUGGGCCAUGGUUCCCCAAGACUUGGCCGCUGUUGAUGCACACCCUACCUUGCCCCAGCCAUUCAAGAACGUGCUGAAACACUUCAAGGACCGCAACAUUGGUCUGGUCGUUCGUCUGAACUCUCCCCUUUACUCGCCCUCGUACUUUGAGGCACUGGGAAUCAAGCACCUUGAUAUGAUCUUUGAGGACGGCACGUGUCCUCCGUUGAGCACCGUUCGCAAGUUUAUCAGGCUUGCCCACGAAACCAUCACGGUCAAGAAACAGUCCAUCGCAGUCCACUGCAAGGCUGGCCUGGGUCGAACUGGCUGCCUCAUUGGAGCUUACCUGAUUUACCGCCAUGGAUUCACUGCCGAUGAGAUCAUCAGCUUCAUGCGUUUCAUGAGACCCGGCAUGGUCGUCGGGCCCCAACAGCACUGGCUGCACCUUAACCAGGGCACCUUCCGAGAGUGGUGGGUUGAGGAGAGGAUUGAGCGCAAGCUCAGGAAGGAGAUGGCUGCCAACCCCACACCUAGCACCCCUAUCCGAGCCAUGCAAAAGACAAACUUGGGCCGGACCAACACGACCCCUCACAGAUCACCAUCGAACCGUACACCUUUGGGCGAGGUGGACCAAGAACGGAACAACAUCGGCGUCCAAGAAGACUACCUUCCGGCUCCCACUCCUGGCCAACCACGAAAGACCAGUCGCGUAGGUCGCCACCAUCCUUAUGAGCGCAACGCCAUCAACAGCACUGUUGAGGAGGAGGAAGGCGUAGACCGUGAAACAGAGGUCAUUUCCAUUCACAGACAAUCCAAUGGUUCAGAGUCGGAGGAGGAGAUCCAUCUUCGCACGCGCACUCACCGAAAGGCCUCUCAGUCGCCAGGACGAAGCGACAAGUCUAGGUCCAUCAGCCAUACCACAACCACGACCACCGUCUACGAGGUCAUCGACAAUGAUGCUUCCAAUGACGCAGAGAACAUCGGUGCUGGCCGUCCAAAGAACGUUGAGAAGGUCGCCUCGUCUCCAGCGCGCUCAGCUAGUGCCUCGGGCGUACUGACAAAGGUGCGAAGUGGCAAACGUUCAACUGAUAGGUCGCCUGGUGCAUCUCAGAGCGGAGUACGCAAGACAAGCGGUCGUGUCGGCAGUGUCAGUGCCACUCCCAGCAACACAGCACGUAAGGUGUCUGCGAUAUAG
Molecule: messenger RNA, 1896 nt
Organism: Truncatella angustata
Lineage: Eukaryota; Fungi; Ascomycota; Sordariomycetes; Amphisphaeriales; Sporocadaceae
Product: protein-tyrosine phosphatase-like protein
Exons: 2
Coding region: 1-1896 (631 amino acids)
Biological process (GO): microtubule cytoskeleton organization; protein dephosphorylation; positive regulation of cytokinesis
Cellular component (GO): mitotic spindle midzone; spindle pole; centrosome
Molecular function (GO): protein serine/threonine phosphatase activity; protein tyrosine/serine/threonine phosphatase activity
Source: RefSeq, a predicted model, not a curated record